This is a messenger RNA of Trichogramma pretiosum, 1200 nucleotides long. RefSeq names its product adenine phosphoribosyltransferase (gene Aprt). The record is from RefSeq and is a predicted model, not a curated record. Gene Ontology annotation, molecular function: AMP binding; adenine phosphoribosyltransferase activity; adenine binding. Gene Ontology annotation, biological process: AMP salvage; adenine salvage. The transcript has 5 exons. The coding region runs from base 535 to 1068 and encodes 177 amino acids. Lineage: Eukaryota; Metazoa; Arthropoda; Insecta; Hymenoptera; Trichogrammatidae. Gene Ontology annotation, cellular component: cytoplasm.
UGCGUUCAGCGGAAACCAAUUAUACCUUACCGAGUCGUAAUUGACUUGUUAUUUAUUUAUGACGCGCGUUGAUAGCGCGUCUAUCGUUAAACAGUUAUUUAACUUUCUAAUUAAAUCGUGCAUAUACACUUACUAUACAGUGUGAACAAUAAAAAUUAUGAUUAUUAUCCUGUUACGUGCGUUUGACAAUGUUGUUUUACCAUGCUAGAUUAACGCCGUCACAAUCUUGAUCUCGAUCAAAUUAAAAAUCCGCUCAUACUGUAGAUAGAUGAGUUCAAGCAUGUGUAAUUAUGUGCAAACGCCUAUCGAGUAUUGAAGCAUUUAACAUUUUGAACUUUGCAGUCACACGCUGGCAUGUGGCUGGGGCAAUUUAAGAACACAUUUCAUAUUCAAUUAGUUAUGCUUCUUCAGUGAAAUUAAUCAAUUGUUUUUUUUUUCUUCUAAAUUUUCGGUUGUCAACACAUCUUCGUAUCACAUCUCUUCCUUCGUUUUGGCACAUACAUUCAUUUCAAUUUUCAAAAUUCUUCGUUGAAAAUGAGUAAAAAACAGCAAUUGCAAGUUCUUGAAAAAGCAGUUAAAAACUAUCCUGAUUUUCCAAAGGAAGGCAUUAUAUUUAGAGACAUUUUUGGAAUUAUGCAAGAUGUUCACGCUUUACAGGCUUUGAGAGAUCUAUUAGUCGAACAUGUUGCACUAAUGGACAUAGACUGCGUGGUAGGUUUGGACUCUAGAGGAUUUUUAUUGGGUCCACUUUUAAGUGUAGAACUGGCCAAACCUUUCAUACCAAUAAGAAAAAAAGGUAAACUACCUGGAAAAAUUUUCAGUGAAAACUAUGUCAAAGAAUAUGGAGAGGAUACUUUUGAAAUACAAGCCUCUGGAAUCAAAGGAAAAAAAAAGGCUCUACUUGUGGAUGAUUUGUUGGCAACUGGAGGUUCAAUGUCAGCUGCUGAGCUGCUUUUAAGCAAAGUUGGAGUAAAUGUGGUUGAAUGUCUUGUCGUAAUGGAACUUAAAUCAUUAAAUGGCCGUAGCAAAAUUAAAGCACCAGUACACUCCUUGUUAAAAUAUGAUUAAAACAAAGCAAUUUACAGUUUUGAAACAUUUACGAUUUAGGCAAAUGUAUUCCUGUUAUCAACUUAAGUAUUUAGAUAAAAUUUAUUUUUCUAAAUAAAAAUAUAUAUUUAUAAUUGAAUAAGAAAAUAUGAU